AUGGAGGCGGGCACAGUCUCCUCAUACCAGACAAAAGAGAGCAAAGAAAAAAUGACAUACGACUUCUCAUGUGAGCUCUACAGAAUGUCCACCUACUCUGCCUUCCCCGCUGGAGUUCCUGUCUCGGAAAGGAGCCUGGCUCGUGCUGGCUUUUAUUACACGGGCGUCAACGACAAGGUCAAGUGCUUCUGCUGUGGCCUGAUGCUGGACAACUGGAAACAAGGGGAUAGCCCCGUUGACAAGCACAGGCAGCUGUACCCCAGCUGCAGCUUUGUGCAGACCCUGCUCUCAGCUAGUCUGCAGGCCCCACCUAAGAGCACACCCCCCGUGAGAAGCACAUUCGCACGCUCACUACCUUCUCAACAAGGUGCCGGUCACUCCAGCCUGUUGUCAGCACCUCUUAACUGUGCAGCCGAGGAAGACUUCUCAUCGAGGACGAGCCCUUGCAGCUAUGCCAUGAGUACUGAGGAGGCCAGAUUGCUAACAUAUAGCAUGUGGCCCUUAAGCUUUCUGUCACCAGCAGAGCUGGCCAGAGCCGGCUUAUAUUACGUAGGGCCUGGAGACAUGGUGGCCUGUUUUGCCUGUGGUGGGAGACUGAACGACUGGGAACCAAAGGACGACGCCAUGUCAGAGCACCGGAGACAUUUCCCUGACUGUCCGUUUCUGGAAAAUUCCUCAGAAACACAGAGGUUGAGUAUAUCGAAUCUGAGUAUGCAGACACACUCUGCUCGAAUGCGGACGUUUGUGUACUGGCCAUCUGGUGUUCCUGUACAGCCUGAGCAACUUGCAAGUGCUGGAUUUUACUAUGCAGAUUGCAACGAUCACGUCAAAUGCUUCUGCUGUGAUGGUGGCUUGAGGUGUUGGGAAUCUGGAGAUGACCCCUGGGUAGAGCAUGCCAAAUGGUUUCCAAGGUGUGAGUUCUUGAUACGGAUGAAGGGGCAGAAGUUUGUUGAUGAGAUUCAAGCUAGCUGUCCUCACCUUCUUGAACAGCUGUUGUCCACUUCAGGCAUCCCAGAAGAAGAAAAUGCCGACCCUCCAAUUGUGCAUUUCGGACCUCAUGAAAGCCCAGAAGAUGCUGUCAUGAUGAACACGCCUGUGGUGAAAGCAGCGUUGGACAUGGGCUUCAGCAGGAGCCUGGUGAGACAGACAGUGCAGCGUCAGAUCCUGGCCACUGGGGAGAAUUACAGGACCAUCAGCGACCUUGUGAUCGGCCUGCUCGAUGCUGAAGACAAGAGCAGAGAAGAGGAGAGGGAAAGACACACUGAAGAAAUGGCAUCAGGUGACUUGGCAUUAAUUCGGAAAAAUAGAAUGGCCCUCUUUCAGCAGUUGACAUGUGUCCUGCCUCUCCUGGAUGAUCUUCUUGAGGCCAGUGUAAUCACUAAACAAGAGCAUGAUAUUAUCAGUCAGAAAACACAGAUACCCUUACAGGCCAGAGAGCUGAUUGACACAGUUUUAGUCAAGGGAAAUGCUGCAGCCAACAUCUUCAAAAACUCUCUGAAGGAAAUUGACUCCACAUUAUAUGAAAAUUUAUUUGUGGAAAAGAAUAUGAAGUAUAUUCCAACAGAAGAUGUUUCAGGCUUGUCAUUGGAAGAACAGCUGCGGAGAUUGCAGGAAGAACGCACCUGCAAAGUGUGUAUGGACAGGGAGGUGUGCAUCGUGUUCAUCCCCUGUGGCCAUCUGGUCGUCUGCCAGGAGUGCGCCCCCUCCCUGAGAAAGUGCCCCAUCUGCAGAGGAACCAUCAAGGGCACCGUGCGCACAUUUCUCUCAUAAGUGAAUGUCGUAAAGCAUUGUUGGACACC
Acomys russatus (golden spiny mouse) is the source of this 1799-nucleotide messenger RNA. RefSeq names its product baculoviral IAP repeat-containing protein 2. Lineage: Eukaryota; Metazoa; Chordata; Mammalia; Rodentia; Muridae. Gene Ontology annotation, biological process: regulation of apoptotic process. Bases 1 to 1770 code for a protein of 589 amino acids. The transcript is spliced from 8 exons. The record is from RefSeq and is a predicted model, not a curated record.